Molecule: messenger RNA, 1207 nt
Organism: Jatropha curcas
Lineage: Eukaryota; Viridiplantae; Streptophyta; Magnoliopsida; Malpighiales; Euphorbiaceae
Product: L10-interacting MYB domain-containing protein
Source: RefSeq, a predicted model, not a curated record
UUUAACAGAACAGAAACUUCGAAGAGUAAAUUCCAUUUCUUAAUGGUGUAUUAUUUCUUUUAAGACGGAACUUUGGGAGCAUAGAGACAGACUCUCUCUCUCUCUCUGUAUAGUCUCUACAUUCUCGACUCGCCGUCAGCUUUCCGGCGAAUUCCUCGAUCAGAUGGAUAGUGAAACUGGUAAUCAACAUAAGCAUGAAAGAUCGAGGACAAGGUGGACAGCAUCCCUUGAUAAGAUAUUUGCAGACUUGGUAGUGAAGCAGAUUCAACUUGGAAAUAGACCAAACAAUAUUUUUGACAAAAAAACUUGGAAUCACAUACGUGAUGAGUUCAAUAAGCGGACAGAUCUAAAUUUCAAUAAUAACCAAUUGAGAAAGCACCUAGACGUACUGCGGACACGCUUUUAUAAUUUGAAGUCAGCUUUUGUUCAAAAUGAUUUUGGUAUGGAUGAUUCUUGCUGCAUUGGAUUUGACUUGUGGGAAGACACUGGGCCUCGGCCCGAGAUAAUUAAAGUCAAGGACUGUCCUAUAUAUGAGCAAUUAUGUACAAUAUUCACAGAUACAUCAGCUGAUGGAAAGUAUGCCCAAUCAAGUCACUUUGAAGGGUUUGACAAAUCUGGUGGAAAUGAUUCUGCAGGCUUAACUCCACAUACAGCUGGUGGAUCCUCUCAUUCUGAAAAUCCAUCUUCGUCAAGGCCAGUGCAAGGGAGCUCUUCAUCGCCAGAUAAGAUGGUAAAGAACAUAGCAGAGAGAAAAAGGAAACGACCUUCUGCGACACAUUCUUCAGAGCAGAACAAGAAGGAUCAAGAAAUAAAUGGAGCUAUGGCAGAAGCCUUAUUGGAGAUGGUAGCUGCUUCAAGGUGGAGAAAGGCUGCACCAAAGCAAAAUGAUGAAAGAUUCACUAUAACCAAUUGCAUUAAAUCUUUGGAUGAGAUAAGUGACAUUGAUCAACAACUCUACUUUGCGGCUUUGAACCUCUUUGAGGAGCCAAGCCUCCGGGAAACCUUUCUCUCUUUGAAAGGUGAUUACAUAAGGUUGACAUGGUUGAGGGAGAAGUGUGGCAGAUCUGCCAUUUUCCUAUAGGUUGGAGAGAUUUUGGUUUUCUCCCUCUUGUGUAGACAUUUUCUGUAGUGCUAUAAUUUAUGGUAGUUUUGACAAGUAUCCUUUAUAGUUUAUACCAUUGUUUAAUCCUUAAUGGUUGAUUGAUAA